This is a messenger RNA of Fukomys damarensis (Damara mole-rat), 1491 nucleotides long. It is a transcript of the gene Tusc3, whose product is annotated as tumor suppressor candidate 3. The record is from RefSeq and is a predicted model, not a curated record. The transcript is spliced from 11 exons. The coding region runs from base 1 to 1053 and encodes 350 amino acids. Gene Ontology annotation, cellular component: oligosaccharyltransferase complex. NCBI's taxonomy places the organism in Eukaryota, Metazoa, Chordata, Mammalia, Rodentia, Bathyergidae.
AUGACGAGUGAUGGAAUUAUUGAAGAGGGAAGCGCCACCCUGGCUAAUCUUUUGGCUGAAAAAGUAGAACAAUUGAUGGAAUGGAGUUCCAGGCGCUCAAUCUUCCGAAUGAAUGGUGAUAAAUUCCGAAAAUUCAUAAAGGCACCACCUCGAAACUAUUCCAUGAUCGUUAUGUUCACUGCUCUUCAGCCUCAGCGGCAGUGUUCUGUUUGCAGGCAAGCUAAUGAAGAAUAUCAAAUACUGGCUAACUCCUGGCGCUAUUCAUCUGCUUUUUGUAACAAACUGUUUUUCAGUAUGGUGGACUAUGAUGAGGGAACAGAUGUUUUUCAGCAGCUUAACAUGAACUCCGCUCCUACGUUCAUGCAUUUUCCUCCGAAAGGCAGACCCAAGAGAGCUGAUACCUUUGACCUUCAAAGAAUUGGAUUUGCAGCUGAACAGCUAGCAAAAUGGAUUGCCGACAGAACGGAUGUUCAUAUCCGGGUUUUCAGACCACCCAACUACUCUGGCACCAUCGCUUUGGCCUUGUUAGUGUCACUUGUUGGUGGUCUGCUCUACUUGAGAAGGAACAACUUGGAAUUCAUCUACAACAAAACUGGUUGGGCCAUGGUAUCUCUGUGUAUUGUUUUUGCUAUGACAUCUGGCCAGAUGUGGAAUCAUAUUCGUGGGCCUCCAUAUGCUCAUAAGAACCCACACAAUGGACAAGUGAGCUACAUUCAUGGGAGCAGCCAGGCUCAAUUUGUGGCAGAAUCACACAUUAUUCUGGUACUGAAUGCUGCUAUUACCAUGGGGAUGGUUCUUCUAAAUGAGGCAGCAACUUCCAAAGGAGAUGUUGGAAAAAGACGGAUAAUUUGCCUAGUGGGAUUAGGCCUGGUGGUCUUCUUCUUCAGUUUUCUACUUUCAAUAUUUCGUUCCAAGUACCAUGGCUAUCCUUAUAGAGGUGCUGACCCCGGUUUAACCGGAGUUCAUGAAUUCUCAGGCUGUGGUCCCUUCCUGCGUUUAGUUCCUUCCUGUUGGCUGCUGCCCGUUCAUUUCACUUGUUCUCAAACUUUUUAAUUAAAUGAAGCCAAAUGGGAUUUGCAUAAAGUGAAUAUUUACCAUGAAGAUACUGUUCCUGACCAUUUUGAAUUCUUGAGUUCUUUUUCUGUUCCUUGUGAUAAGUUAGUUUAUCCUUGUAUACAUUUUUUAAACUGUGGGUUUUCCUAGUCGAUUUAAUUUAUAGAAAUGGAUAGUAACAUUCAGUAAUCUGCAAAGGAAACAUUAAAAUGUUUUUUCAAACAUAUUCAGUGUAUGUGGUAGGAUUGGAAUAAAUGACAAAUGUAACUACGAAUUCAUGUUUUAGAACUGUUCACUCAUUAGUAAAGGAAUCCUAUGGAAUGUAUGUUAAAGAAUAAUUAGUAUUGUACAGGGAUAAGGCAUAUGCAUGAAAAUGUCAUGUAUGGGAAAUUAUACUUAAUUGCAGUUUCAGUUAUAAAGGACGUGCACUGUUACAAG